This is a messenger RNA of Salvelinus namaycush (lake trout), 966 nucleotides long. RefSeq names its product potassium voltage-gated channel subfamily E member 4-like. Bases 107 to 634 code for a protein of 175 amino acids. The record is from RefSeq and is a predicted model, not a curated record. Gene Ontology annotation, molecular function: potassium channel regulator activity; delayed rectifier potassium channel activity; voltage-gated potassium channel activity involved in ventricular cardiac muscle cell action potential repolarization. Gene Ontology annotation, biological process: membrane repolarization during action potential; potassium ion export across plasma membrane; negative regulation of delayed rectifier potassium channel activity. The transcript has 2 exons. Gene Ontology annotation, cellular component: membrane. Lineage: Eukaryota; Metazoa; Chordata; Actinopteri; Salmoniformes; Salmonidae.
GCGUACACACACGAGGACACGGAUCAUACAGCUGGGUCCACAUGUCCCACAGCUCUGUUGCUCGGAAACUUCCUUCAUAAACUCCACUUCAUAAACUCCACUGAGGAUGGAGAGGUCAGACAACUUUACAACGUCCCAACUUCUUCCCCUGCAGAGGGCUAAUGACGCAUCCCAAACUGACAAAAGCAACGGCAACGCAUACGUGUACAUUUUCAUAGUAAUCUCCUUUUAUGGGGUCUUCCUCGUUGGUAUAAUGCUGGGCUACGUUCGCUCCAAAAGGCGGGAGAAGAGAAGGUCGAAUGUUUUUAGGCGUCUGGUGCACGAGGAGGAGCAGCGGGAAUGGGGCGCGCGGCAAAAGAAGCACAGCAUCACCAUGCCCUCGUUCCAGGUGUCGCUUCCCUUCUCCGCGGGGAGCCAGGGCCUCUAUGAAGGAAGGGUCCUGAGCUCCCCUCUGGCCUGCGCCCUGUGCUCCAUUGAGCAAAGCAGCGUCAGUUCACUGUGCUCCUCCGCCGACGUGCGCCUCGCCAUCGAGGAGGAGUCGGACAGCGGUACGGCGGAGGUACCGGACGAGACCCUGAAGGGCAGCUCUCUCGACGACUUCGCGGAGAUACAGAUACUCCGAGAGGAACUGUGACGCUCAGAACAGAUGAUGAUACUGGAAAUAAACGCAACAAAACUGUAGACUUUCCAUCCCUCUACGUCAUAUAGGAAAUAAGUGGAGAAAUGAAUGACUGGUAAAUAAAGUUUAGCUCGACAUAUGGAACAAGUGCUCUUUAACCAUCCGGUUCUGAGCAUUGAAACGUACCUGGAACCCACUUGAAAUAUAUUUUUUGUAACGAAACCCUCUUCAAUGUAGCCUAAGGUUUCCACUGUGCAGUGUUCAUGUCUAUGUAGGUUUACUUGGGGUUGUUGUGUAAAUUGAAGAUAAAAAACUAUGCUCUGUUUGAGAGAUAUGGUUCUUCUCAA